Messenger RNA from Staurois parvus, 267 nucleotides. NCBI's taxonomy places the organism in Eukaryota, Metazoa, Chordata, Amphibia, Anura, Ranidae. The record is from the annotation of a GenBank genome assembly.
AGUGUAGCCCCAGCAGUGCCACAUAUCAGUGUCCAUCAGUGCCUUAUGUCAGUGCUCAUCAGUGCCUCGUGCCAGUGCCCAUCAGUGCCACAUAUCAGUGCCUACCAUCAGUGCCACCUAUCAAUGUCAAUCAGUGCCACCUAUCAGUGCUGCCAAUCAGUGCCACCUAUCAGUGCCAACUAUCAGUGCCAGUCAGUACUGCCUAUCAGUGUGCAUCAGUGCUGCCUAUCAAUGCCUGUCAGUGCCGCCUAACAGUGCCAGUCAGUG